Messenger RNA from Brassica napus (rape), 1206 nucleotides. Its product is annotated as F-box protein At1g31080. Gene Ontology annotation, molecular function: protein binding. Bases 1 to 1206 code for a protein of 401 amino acids. The transcript has a single exon. Lineage: Eukaryota; Viridiplantae; Streptophyta; Magnoliopsida; Brassicales; Brassicaceae. The record is from RefSeq and is a predicted model, not a curated record.
AUGAAUUCAAUCCCUCUUGAUCUUUUGUACGAGAUAUUCUCUAGAAUGCCAACCAAGUCAGUAGGGAGGAGCCGUUGCGUGUCUGAGCAAUGGAGGUCCAUACUUUGCAGUGCAGAUUUCACCGAGUAUUUCUUAACCAAAUCUUCCACUCGUCCCAGUCUCUUAUUCGCCAUGGAUAGCUUUAGAAGCAAUGAGUUUCUCUUCUUUUCGUCGCCGCCUCAGAUUCCGUCGAAGCCGUCGUCGUCGUCGUUGUCCUUAGCAGCGGCCUAUUUUAAACUGAACAUGCAGCUAGAAUUUUGUGGUCAUGCCGCUGGUUUGUUCUGUUUCCGUCGUAUGCAAUUCACAAGGAAGGAUUGGGAGAAUACAGUGCAUGUGAUAUGUAACCCUAGCUUAGGACAGUAUGUUUUCUUACCUACACUGACGACGAGUAGUCGGACCUUUUUAGGGUUUGAUCCGAUUGACAAGGUGUUCAAGGUAUUGUCACCCGAUGAUGCCUUUUCAUCAUCUUUUGCUAAUAUUUUGACGUUGGGAACUGGAGAAAAGAGGUGGAGAAAGGUACACUUUCCCUUGGCCCAUUCUCCUGUGUCUAAAGGGAUAUGCAUCAAUGGAUCUUUAUAUUACUUGGCCCGAGAAAAUACAACUUACUUUAUAGUUUGCUUUGAUGUUCGGUCGGAGAAAUUCAAGCUUAUUCAGGGAAGUUUUCUUGAUUCGGAUGCAAGAUUAAAAUUGAUAAACUAUAAGGGUAAAUUAGGUGUGAUCAGCUUGCCAAGGGAAAAUUGGGAUAGUAGAGUAGGCUUGAACAUUCGUAGCAAGGAGGAGGUGCGUAUAUGGGUUCUAGAGGAUGGCGAGCAACAGGAUUGGUCGGAGUAUGCCUACACUCUCCCUGGUGAUAAGUUCCGUGACGUUGAAUGUGAUGUGUUAGAGGUUUACGUAGCUGGAGUGACGUCCGCUACAGGGGAUAUUGUUUUGAUGAAUCCAAACUAUCAUCAUCACUCCAAACCGUUUUAUGUUUUCUACUUCCAUCCCGAAAGGAACGUUAUCAAACGUGUUGAAGUCCAAGGUUUUGGGAAUCAUGGUAGAGUUGUGAACGCCUUUGUAGACCAUGUAGAGGAUCUUACGUUUGAUAUGAAAUCUUGGCAGCUGGAUUUUCUUAAGUUUGAAAGCAUUAACAAAUUCAAUGCUCUGUGUCUUUUAGAGGAUAUAUGA